Messenger RNA from Manacus vitellinus (golden-collared manakin), 8409 nucleotides. It is a transcript of the gene AKAP13, whose product is annotated as A-kinase anchoring protein 13. Gene Ontology annotation, cellular component: membrane; actin cytoskeleton. Gene Ontology annotation, biological process: positive regulation of canonical NF-kappaB signal transduction; regulation of Rho protein signal transduction; adrenergic receptor signaling pathway. Gene Ontology annotation, molecular function: MAP kinase scaffold activity; guanyl-nucleotide exchange factor activity. The coding region runs from base 165 to 8273 and encodes 2702 amino acids. The transcript has 40 exons. The record is from RefSeq and is a predicted model, not a curated record. NCBI's taxonomy places the organism in Eukaryota, Metazoa, Chordata, Aves, Passeriformes, Pipridae.
ACUUUUUUUCUUGGAUUUUAUUACUGGAAAACUCUCUAAUGACAACAUUGCUUAGGAGCUGAGUGUUGUGACCUGCCCUGCUCCUGCCCGCUUGGUGUGGCAACGACCUGAAGGACGUCUUGGAGCCACCUGUACUGCUUCAUGCAGUUAAAUGUUCUGAGGUCAUGAAACUUAAUCCACAGCAAGCCCCGUUAUAUGGUGACUCUGUUAUUACAGUGCAGCUGACUGAGGAAGAUAAAGUUGAAGAUGAUGUAGUUUUUUAUUUGGUCUUCACUGGAUCAACUGUCCAACACUGCACAAGCACAAGAAAGAUUAAUCCUGGGAGUCUGGAGACCAUUUCUCCUGGCCAUGACUGUUGUGAGACAGUGAAGGUGGCACUUUGUGCCUCCAGAGAAGGUCACCCUGUUCUGAUUGUGGCAGAAGAGAGUUUCCAGUUUGUCCAGGAUGAAGCUUACGAUGCCGCCCAGUUUCUGGCCACCUGUGCUGGCAACCAGCAGGCGCUGAACUUCACGCGGUUCUUGGACCGGUCCAGACCCCCUGCUGCAGACGUGGACUUUCUGGAUGAGAAAGUGGCUUUGGCAUUUCGACACCUGAAACUUCCAGCAGAAUGGAACGUGCUGGGAGCAGACCAGUCCCUGACCGAGAACAUCCCUCGGGAGACACUGAUGCAUUUUGCGGUGAGGCUGGGUCUGCUGCGGCUGACGUGGUUUCUGCUCCAGCAGCCGGGAGGAAGAGGAGCUCUGAGCAUCCACAACAACGAAGGGGCAACGCCCGUCAGCUUGGCCUUGGAGAGGGGCUACCAGAAGCUGCACCAGCUUUUGACAGAGGAGGAGGCCAGGGAGCCGGACUCCUGGAGCACCUUGUCUCACACGGUGCACUCGGGGGACUACAGCGUGAAGCACCACCGCGGGCUCGACGUGUACCUGCUGACGGCUGAGGCCAAGGAAGGGGCGGCGUCCAGCUGGGAGAGGGACAUACAGCACCUCCAGAUGCACAUGCAGAGCCACCAGCACAAGAGUUCAAGGCAGCAGACAGAGCCUGUACUGGGGGAUUCUGGAGACAGUUGUGCUAAAGGAGCAGAGCCAGAUUGUCGCCUGACCACUGCGUCUCAGAGCCUUGAAGAAAUGGCAAGAGAAGAAAGGCAGGAAAAUCCAUCUGAUCUGGGUCACCUGGACUUUGGACAGCUCUCAGACCAAACCCAACAGGAGGAGAAAUGCAACAGCAGGAGUUUGGGAACUUUUAAUGAUGCACCCAGUAACUUGGUUAGCCUGGGGGAUGGAAACAGCCCAGAGUCAUUCUAUGAAAGUAAAAACACAGAGAUAUUGUGUAAAAAGGAAGAGGUGGGGCCAACCUCUGCUGAAGACUCUGGGACUGUAUCAGAUGAGAAGGAAUGCACUGUGAGCCCGUGUGCAAGUGUAAACGGUGCUGUAAAUCUUCCAUCCUCUGGAAAUACAAAUGAGGCAGCUGGAAUGACAUCUGCUGGAGUUGUUCUGGAUCAAGCUGGCUUGGGCAGUACAGAUAUUGCCCAUCAGGAAGUGCAAGGUGCCGAGGAGCGUGCAGCUGGCACUGUUGCUGCUGUGGUUGCAGCUGCAGGUGAAGCCCCAGCUUCCUUGGAGGGCCUGGAUGUGGUUAUGGGCCAAACUGAAUGCAGAAACUGUGCUGGGGCCGCUGAGAGGGCUGCGGGCCAGCAGCAGGGAGAGGAUGGGAUGGCAGAGGCGGGCGAGAGGACUGCAAACCUGGAAGAGGAAUCUCCAGCUAAGGAGGAGUCAGCCAGUGCUGCUCAGCCCUUACUCAGUGGUUUUAAUGGCACUGAGUGUUCGAAUGGGGAGGAUGCAAACAUGGGAGUGGCCUGGGAUGGUACAAAUGCAGAUGGUGGCACUGACGAUGUCUCUGUUGACCUUUGCAAGACUGGCGAUAACAAAGAGACUGGAUCAUGCACCGGUCAGGUAAACGGUGACUUCGUGGAAAGCCAAGGCAAUGCCUGUGUCACAGCAAGGCAGGAUGUCACUGCGAGCGCUGGGGAAGCACUACCAGCAGUGAAUGGAGUGAAGGUUCCUGCCUGUGCAUCAAAACCUGAUCCUGGUUCAGAGAUCCAUGGCAGCGGUAAGAGCGGGGAGCGAGAAAGGCGGGUGGAAGCAGGUUGCAUAGAUGGAAAAUCCAGCUUGCCCUCACUGGAAGGCAGUGUGCAAACUGAUGGCCCUGAUGCUGAACUUGAAAACAGUGAUGUUGGUGGAUCUAAUGGAAGCGGUGCAGAACCUGAGCAUUGCCAGGAGAGCAGUGAGAUCACUGACCAUGGGGCUGAAGCAAUGGAGAGCAGUGAAAAGGAGCCAGCAGGAACUGAUACCAGCAGCCCCAGAGAUGGAGGAAGUGUAAAUUCUGCAGGUCAGGAAGUUGAUGGCUGUCGCCUUUCUGCUGCUCAGACUGGCAUUAAAGAUGAAAUGGGCAACAACUUCAAACCAAUCAUUGCUCAGGAGAGUGAACAUGAGCCUGCAUCGCUCCCUCCAGAGGACUUGAGCACAGGCCUGGCAGAGAAGGAGCCUGCCCAGACCGAAGCAGAGAUAGCAGAAAGUGCUUCAGAGCAGGAGGGGCUGAACAAUGAGGUGAAGUCGCCUGCUCCCCUGCCCAGAGGAGAGGGACUGGCUGUGAGUCAGGAGGGAGAUGCUGCAGUGGCACCUCCUGGGCAGGAGGCAGCUCUACAAGGUAAUGACCCUGGAUUAGUGCCAUGUGCCAAUGGUACAGACUGUGCCAAGGAUAAUUUAAUGGGCACACCCUCUGCAAUUCAUAAUGAGGACUCUAAACAAAACCAGGAAGCAGUGGCGGCGGGGGCAGACUCGGCAGAGCUCUCCUGGCAGCACGGCGGGGAGCAUGGCGGGGUAGCUGCCGGCAGGCCCAGGGACCGUGCUGGGGAUGAGGGCUCCCUGGAACACGGCCUCUCUCAGGCUGAAGGAGGCAAAGCUGAGCCUGAGUGGGAGGCUCAUGCGAAUGGCAAAGACCAGGUUUUGUCAGAGGAACUUCCUGCUGCUCUUGUGAAAUCCUCUGCCUGCAGUCUUGGGGGGCCUGUGGUGGGCAGCAGCAAUGUGGAUGCUGGGCUAAAAGAAAAACCUGAAGAAGCGCGGAAGGCCGGAGCAGUGGCCGCAGGAGAAGGCACCAUGCAUGGACCUUCCUCAGCAGAUGAGUCACUGGGUGCAGAGAGUGACCCUUGUCUGAAUGCGGGGCUGAACCAAGAACAUGAUCCCAGUCAGACCCUACAACGGAUCUCCCUGCACAGCAGCACCUCUGAGUUAAAGGACACCUCAGAAAUGGGAGCCCCGAGUGAUGCCUGUGAGGGUAAGGAAGUACUGAGGCCGGUGACAAUGACCCCUGUUGCAGCAUAUCCGGAGGAGCAGGAGGAUACGGACAGCGUGCUUCCCCGGGCAGCACUGCAGCCCAUCGCAGAGGAGCCCACGUGUGACAGCGACUCCAGCACCGACACCGUUUGUCCGGCCGGCGAGGGUGAUGCUGGUCCCGUUGGGAAAGCAGCUCAAGGGGAGGCCUUGGAUGAGCAUGAUGGAAAGCAAAGCCAAGCUGUGCCUGAAAUGCACGUCUCACCAUGUUCCUGCCAUUUACCUGCUUUUGAGUCACUGGAAAAUGUGGGAGUAAAGAGUUUGGUAUUGGCAGACGAUGACUCCUCUCUGGAUAAAGUUCCUAAAAUGGUAAAAAGUUUUGAUGCGGUGGUUUUUGCAGCAGAGAUACCUCGUUCUCCUGAAUUACCAACCCCAGAAAAAGGGGUGCUUGAGCCCCAGGCUGCAGUGGAUGUUGGAGUCAGCCGUAAUGGAGAAAUGGAUUUAAGUUCCUCAACAAAGAAGAAGAAUGUCAGCCUGGCAGUGCAAGGAGCUGAGCCUGUUACAGGGAAGCUGGAAAUGAAAACUGAGGACGAGGUGGAUUUUCUGAAAGACGGCACCGAGAGCGCUGCCCGCGAGGAAGUGAUAAACCGUGAAAGCUGGUGUUCGCUGGAGCCGUGUCCCGAUCCCUCCCUGCUGGAGCGCAAGCGGACACGGGAGUCUCCAGAAUGUGAGAACUUCCUGGAGGAUGGGCUGAGUGGUGUCUGUGCCUCGUCACAGGGUGGUCUUAAAAGAGAGUCCGGGAGCGAGUCUGACCUCUUCCCCUUGUCUGGUGAUGGGAUGGAAGACCUUGUCUUUGGAAAGCAGCCUGAAGAGGAGCAGUCUGCAUGUGAUGUCACCAGCUCCAGUUCCUCUGCAGAUGACACCAUGUCCCUGGAGAGGAACUCAUCCCUGGGCAGCGACACAUCCCUUCCCUUCCCACCGACUGUUAACUUUGCCCAGCCCAAGGACAGGCACAGCCUGGAUGGCAGCUGCACCAACAUGGUGGCCUCUGAGGGAGGAGAGAAGGAAGAGGAGCUGGACAGUAUCACAGAUGUGCCCACCCAUUCCUCUGUCUUACGCAACUCCAUGCGGCCACUGUCUCCUUUCCGUCGGCACAGCUGGGGGCCAGGGAAGAAUGCCACCAACGAAGCAGAAAUAAACCAGAGGAGUUCAAUGCGAGUUCUGGGGGAUGGUAUAAAGAAGCCUCCCAUUCAUAGGAGAAGUUUGAGCUGGUGUCCCUCAGGCGUACAGUACCUUGCCAUGGGUCCUGACUUUACUUGUAGAAGUUACAGCCUAGAAGGCCUUGCUGGAGACUCUGGUGAGAACAAGAAGCCCUCUACAAACUUGGAGGCUUCUUCCCUGAGCUCCAAAGACCUCAGGCGGAGUCCACUUGCCAGCAAUCAGUGUGGGUCACUGGUCCUGCUCACUGAAGAGCAAGGAGAAAUCAGAGACUAUGGUCACCAGGCGCGUCAGACAUCGCAGCCACAAGGAUUUAAUUUCUGUUCUUCUGCUGCUUCAUCUCCACUGACCAAAUCCAUGUCUCUAAUGUCAAUUAGCAAACCAGUGCUCGACAGUACGCAGUCGUUCGGCGGCUCCACGGGCUCCUCAGUUCAGAGCAUAUCUGAAGAGAGCAGCAGUGUCCCCGCUGGCAAAGGUGUAACGAAAGUCAGUCGCACCUUCAGCUACCUCAGGAAUAAAAUGUCCAGCAGCAAGAAGAGCAAAGAAAAGGAGAAAGAUAAAGAGAAGACUAAAGAGAAGGACAAAGAUUCCAAGGAGAAGGAAAAAGAUAAGAAGCAGUCAAAUGGACAUGCCUUCACUGCAACCACUGUUGUAGCCCAAGCAACCUGUUACCACUGUAUGAAGCCUUUCAAUAAGGAUUCGUACCACUGUGCAAACUGCAAUGCAAUUGUUCACAAAGGCUGUAAGGAGAGUUUUGCUUCUUGUGCAAAGGUCAAAAUGAAGCCACAGAGAGGGAUGCUGCAGGCACAUGAUACCUCUUCGUUACCCACAGUAACCAUGAGAAACAAAAGCUCGCAGCCCAAGGAGCGCCCUCGCUCAGCAAUCCUUGCUCCUGAUGAAAGCACUGUCACCUCAAUGUUCAACAGCAGGAGAUCAUCACAGCAGCCUACGGCACUUUCUAAAAGUGUCUCGAUACAGAACAUUGCAGGCAGAGUUGGGAACGAUGACAACUUAAUACACACUUGGAAAUUCCUGUCGCAGUCAACAGACUCCUUACAUAAAAUCAGCCGGGUGAAUGAAUCCAUGGAGUCACUGGUUGAUGAAGGAGCGGACAUGAAUGAAGGACAGCUCAUGGGAGAACUGGAAUUAGAUUCCAAGCAGCUGGAGGCAGAGUCCUGGAGCCAAGUAGUGGACAGCAAGUUCCUACAGCAGCAAAACAAAGAUGUUGUCAAACGGCAAGAUGUCAUUUAUGAGCUAAUGCAGACAGAAAUGCAUCAUGUCCGCACCCUGAAGAUCAUGAACGAUGUGUACAGCGCAGCGAUGUUGAAGGAGCUGCAGUAUGAUCAACAAGUCAUUGACAAGAUCUUUCCCUGCCUGGAAAACUUGCUGCAAAUCCACAGUAACUUUUUCCAGCGGAUUCUGGAAAGGAAGAAGGAGUCAUUGGCAGACAAAAGUGAAAAGAACUUUGUUAUCAAGAGGAUAGGUGACAUCCUAGUGAAUCAAUUCUCUGGUGACAGCGCCGAGCGAAUGAAGAAAACCUACGGCAAAUUCUGUGGGCAUCACAACGAGGCAGUCAAUUACUUCAAAGAUCUGUACUCCAAGGACAAGCGGUUUCAGGCAUUUGUCAAGAAAAAAAUGAGCAGCUCCCUGGUGAGGCGUCUUGGGAUUCCUGAAUGUAUCCUGUUGGUAACGCAGAGAAUCACAAAGUACCCUGUCCUUUUACAAAGGAUACUGCAGUACACCAAAGAAAACGAAGUGGAACAUGAAGACUUGACUCAGUCAUUAAACCUCGUUAAAGAUGUGAUUGCUGCAGUCAACAGCAAAGUCAGCAAUUAUGAGAAGAAAAUGCGUCUUGGUGAGAUUUACAACCGGACGGACAGCAAGUCCAUCAUGAGGAUGAAGAGUGGCCAGAUGUUUGCAAGAGAGGACUUGAGGCAUCGGAAACUCAUCCGAGAUGGGCCUGUUUCACUAAGAAGUGCAGCUGGACGGCUAAAAGAAGUCCAGGCUGUUCUCCUCUCUGACAUGCUCGUGUUCCUUCAGGAGAAGGACCAGAAGUAUGUGUUUGCCUCACUGGACCAGAAAUCCACUGUGAUCUCUCUGAAGAAGUUGAUAGUACGGGAAGUGGCUCAUGAAGAGAAAGGUUUGUUCCUGAUCAGCAUGGGCGGAAAAGAUCCCGAAAUGGUGGAAGUCCAUGCCAGCUCCAAAGAAGAACGUAACGGCUGGAUACAGAUAAUUCAGGACACAAUGAACACCAUGGAUAGAGAUGAAGAUGAAGGAGUCCCUUGUGAGUCUGAGUUCGAAAAGAAAUUGUCUGAUGCAAAACUGAGAGGACUGAAAGAACAACUUCAGCAGAAGGAUAAGCAGAUCUUGCUCUUGCUGGAGGAGAAGACGAAGAUCUUCCGGGACAUGGCAGACAGUUCUGUGCAGGAGGAGAUGCCAGGCUCCAGGCUGCUCUUCAGAGCCAACACAGAAGAGGCUCCGAAAGGAGAGGCCAUUAUGAAAACAGCAAUAAAUGAAGUUGAACUGCUGCAAGACCUGGUGAACAGGAGCCUGGGCACUGCCCUUGGACAGCAGGUCAGCAGCACUGCCAUGGAACAGGAAGGAGGAGUUGGCCCCGUCUCUCUUCCUAGAAGGGCAGAAACUUUUGGAGGAUUUGACAGUCAUCAGAUGAACGCUUCCAAGGCAAAGCAGAAGGGAGGUGUUUCCUCCUGCAAAGAGGUGGAAGGUCCCAGGACGUGGCGCAGGAGAGAAGGUGGAGCGAAAGAUGAAGGUGAUGACGCUCAGGACCUUCGAAGAACAGAAUCAGACAGCAUUUUAAAGAAGGGUGGAAAUGCUAAUCUGAUGUUCAUGUUGAAAAGGAAUAACGAGCAGGUCCUCCAAACCAUUACCAGCCUCCAUAAGUUGCUCAGUGCUUUGCAGGGUGUUGUGCUGCAGCAGGACACUUACAUUGAGGACCAGAAGCUGGCUCUGAGUGAGAGGGCUCUGACCCGAAGCUUCUUCCGGCCGACCUCGCUGCUGGAGCAGGAGAAGCAGCGCAACCUGGAGAAGCAGCGCCAGGAGUUGGCCAACCUGAAGAAGCAGCAGACACAGCACCAGGAGGAGAGGCGGAGGAGAGAGAAGGAAUGGGAAGUCCGGGAGAAGGAACUGGCAGAGCAGGAGGCCCAACUGGCCCAGCGUGAGGAGCAGGUCCAGAGAAGGUGGCAGGAGCUGGAGCGGGAACGAGAGGAGCUGCAGAUGAAGAAAGCUGCCUACCAGCUCGACCUGGAGAGGCUUCGCACGGCACAGAAGCAACUGGAGAGGGAGAAGGUGCAGCUCAAGCAGGAUAUGGAGCGAUUAUCUCAAAUGCGGCAGGAGCCUGACCACAACCAGGUUUCAAAUCUACAUGAGAAACUUGCAAGAGUCUCCUCCCAGUCCAGCAUCGAUGAAUCCUCCAAGCAGAAGAGCCCUUCCCUUCCUAAACAAGGGCACUUUGAUGCAGAACUGUCUGUCUCCCCCAAAAGGAACAGUCUUUCAAGGACACACAAAGAGAAAAGCACUUUCCAUUUGCUUAGCACAACAAACCAGACUAACAAGGCAGCUGAGGAACAGACUCAGAUGCCUACUCGCCUCUUCAGUUUAGCCAAACCAAAGGAGAAGAAGGAAAAGAAGAAAAAGGGCAGAGGACAUCGCUCCCAACAGUCUGAUUCUCACUCGUCAGAAGCACCUCCAGAGGGUGAGGAGAUCUUCUGCUGAGCACAGACUGCUCCUGUCUGUGGCCACUCGUGGCAUUGGCACCGUGGACAUCUCCCUGCCUGUUACACAGCACGUGGCUGGUGCCUGCGCUGGACAAGCAUCUGGAGGUUUUAAAUAAAACGUGUUAUGAAGUCUG